ACACAACGUCGUACCUGGUCGCUGAGUUGAACGUCCGUCAUCAUGGCCUCCAACAAACCCAAUAAACUGGCAUUCUUGUCAAUGCCAGCACCUGCGUCUUAUGUCGCUGGUCUUGGUCGAGGUGCUUCUGGUUUCACAACCCGUUCGGAUAUCGGUCCAGCGAGGGAGGGUCCAUCAGCGGAGACUAUUGCUGAAGCUCAAGCCAGACGUGGGGAGGAACCCGAGAUCGACUCGGAGCAAUUUCAGGAUCCAGAUAACGAAUACGGCCUUUUUGCUGGGACGACUUACGAGGCUGACGAUGAAGAGGCCGACAAAAUAUACGAGGCGGUGGACCGUAACAUGGACGCACGGCGGCGGGCACGGAGGGAGGCACACGAAAAUGACGAGCUUGCAAAGUACCGUGCAGAACGUCCGAAGAUUCAGCAACAGUUCGCAGAUUUAAAGCGCGGAUUGGCUGUCAUAACCGAUGAAGAAUGGGAGAGUAUCCCAGACGUAGGUAAUCUUACAAGGAAGAAGAGGAGGAAAGAUGAGCGUUUGUUCGUCGUUUCGGACAGCAUUCUUGUCGGCGAUAGAGCGCAAACCGAGUAUGAAAGCUCUUUGGACAUCAAGCAGCAGCAGGAUGGCUUCGUGACAUCUGCUGACGCAGGUGCAAUGACGAACUUUGUUGAGAUUGGACAAGCCCGAGACAAGAUUCUCUCUCUCAAGUUAGAUCAGAUAUCUGGCACAUCCAGUGUCUCAGGUUCUGCCACUUCAGUUGACCCCAAGGGAUACCUUACUUCUCUUAAUUCGGUCGUUCUAAAAAGUGAGGCGGAAAUUGGUGAUAUCAAGCGGGCUCGCAUGCUGUUCGAUUCCCUUGUGAAAUCCAAUCCAAAACACGCUCCUGGUUGGAUAGCAGCAGCGUGUUUGGAGGAACAUGCAGGUCGUAUGGUAGCCGCUCGCAAACUGAUCAAAGCUGGCUGCGAACAUUGUCCUAAGAGCGAAGACGUUUGGCUUGAGGCCGCACGGCUACAUAAUCAAGACGACGCGAAGGUUAUUCUUGCCAAUGCCGUACAACAUGUCGGGCAAAGCGUCAAAGUCUGGCUUGCCGCAGCUGAUCUAGAGCAGGAUGUUCAAGCAAAGAAGCGGGUACUUCGCAAAGCGCUUGAACACAUCCCGAACUCGGUCCGCCUCUGGAAAGAAACAGUCAAUCUCGAGACGUCACCUGCCGACGCGCGCAUCCUCCUUUCUCGUGCUGUUGAGGUCAUCCCCCUUUCCGUCGAACUUUGGCUUGCUCUUGCUCGACUCGAAACUCCCGAUCGUGCUAAGACAGUUCUCAACAAAGCACGCAAGUCGGUACCAACCUCACAUGAAAUAUGGAUUGCUGCCGGACGUUUACUUGAGCAAGUAGCCACGGCAGACCCAGAGAAAUCUUCUGAAGCACGUAACAAGGAACUCGAACCCGUCGAUCGCACAAUAGAGGCGGGAGUGCGUGAAUUGCGGCGGCAUCGGGUGCUAUUAACGCGAGAGCAAUGGCUAAAGGAGGCGGAGAAGUGCGAGUCGGAGGGCUCACCUAGGACGUGCGAAGCGAUAGUGAAGGCUACGAUCAGUAUGGAAAUCGAAGAGGAGGAUCGAUUGGACACAUGGGUAGGAGAUGCGGAAAGUGCGGAGUCAAGGGGUAAGGUUGGCACGGCACGGGCAAUCUUGGCAUAUGCCUUGAAAGUGUUCCCUGAUAAGCGGCACCUUUGGCGAAGAGCGGCAGACCUCGAAAAGGCUUACGGUGAUCGUGAAUCUUUGGAUGCUGUAUUAUCACAAGCCGUACACUACUGCCCGCAGGCGGAAGUUCUAUGGCUCAUGGCAGCUAAAGAGAAGUGGCUAGCUGGCAAUGUAUCCGCGGCACGGGAAGUGCUCGAAAGAGCUUUCGUUGCAAACCCGGAGAGCGAACAGAUAUGGCUUGCUGCUGUCAAGUUGGAGGCAGAGAACGGCGAGCUGGGCGUCGCCAGAGAGCUCCUCGUUCGCGCGCGUACAGUUGCGGACACUGAAAGGAUUUGGAUGAAAUCGGCUGUUUUCGAGCGCCAACAAGGGCAAUACGCAGCUGCACUCGAGACAGUCUCUACUGCACUGUCGAGGUUCCCCAAAUUUGCCAAAUUAUAUAUGAUUCAGGGACAAAUUCAUCAGCUACAGAAAAAUUUCGCAGCUGCUCGUGCAUCGUAUGCUGCUGGGAUAAAGGCGUGUCCGAAGGACGUAACGCUUUGGGUACUUGCAAGUAGACUCGAGGAGCUCGACGGCAAGAGCAUUAAAGCACGGGCCCUCCUGGAGAAGGCACGUCUACUCAACCCGGCUAAUGAAACUCUCUGGGCCGAGUCUGUCGGUGUGGAAGAACGCGCGGGCGGGACAGGACAGGCAAAAACAAUGCUCGCUCGGGGAAUGCAGGAAUGUCCCACCUCCGGCCUGCUGUGGUCAAUGGCUAUCUGGGCAGAACCACGUCCAGCGCGCAAGUCGCGUUCGGUUGACGCGUUGAAAAAGUCCAAGGAUAACGCUCUGGUAACGUGUACGGUUGCCCGCCUCUUUUGGGCGGAGCGCAAGAUCGAAAAAGCGCGUGAUUGGUUCGCACGUUCAGUUGCUACUGAACAAGACAAGGAUAUCGGGGACCACUGGGGAUGGUGGUUCAAGUUUGAGAAACAACAUGGGACGCCGGAACAUGUUGCUGAGGUAAUUAAGCGAUGCGUUGCUGCAGAACCUCACCACGGGCCUGUAUGGCAAUCAAUGGCGAAAGACGACAAGAAUGUUGGAAAGGGGACGAAGGAGAUCCUGGAGUUGGUGGCCAGUGCGCUGCAGUAGUUAAUUCAGUGUAUCUUUCGAACGUCACUGUCUUUUAUACUUUCAAUUUGUAGUUUGUGCUGGGACGCAGCAA
This is a messenger RNA of Pisolithus orientalis, 2890 nucleotides long. Its product is annotated as PRP1 splicing factor, N-terminal-domain-containing protein. The record is from RefSeq and is a predicted model, not a curated record. The transcript is spliced from 11 exons. Gene Ontology annotation, molecular function: protein binding. NCBI's taxonomy places the organism in Eukaryota, Fungi, Basidiomycota, Agaricomycetes, Boletales, Pisolithaceae. The coding region runs from base 43 to 2817 and encodes 924 amino acids. Gene Ontology annotation, biological process: mRNA splicing, via spliceosome; spliceosomal tri-snRNP complex assembly. Gene Ontology annotation, cellular component: catalytic step 2 spliceosome; U4/U6 x U5 tri-snRNP complex.